Phascolarctos cinereus (koala) is the source of this 3176-nucleotide messenger RNA. RefSeq names its product phosphatidylinositol-4-phosphate 5-kinase type 1 beta (gene PIP5K1B). Gene Ontology annotation, molecular function: 1-phosphatidylinositol-4-phosphate 5-kinase activity. Gene Ontology annotation, biological process: phosphatidylinositol phosphate biosynthetic process. The record is from RefSeq and is a predicted model, not a curated record. Lineage: Eukaryota; Metazoa; Chordata; Mammalia; Diprotodontia; Phascolarctidae. Gene Ontology annotation, cellular component: plasma membrane.
CCAGCAGCGCAGUUUGGUCUUUCUGCUGCUCUCACAGACUCGCACGCUCACUGCACCCGGGCCGGGGCCGGGCCGGGGCCGGGCCGGAGCCGGAGCCUCCAGAUCCCAGGCGACGCCGGUUGUUUCACGCUUCCUCUAACCCUCUGUACCCAGGAGGAAGGGGUAGGAGGUGGAGAAAGAGAGAUAGAGGAAAGCACUACGUUACGAGAGACUUUGUUGCCUUAGGAAGAGACGGUGCAUGGUAUUUGCUGCUUAGCUCCAGAACCAGGCAAUCGGUGACUCCUCUCUGGCCCCAGGGACCAGCGGGGAAGGGAAGGAAAAAGGAUCGGAGACGCGCGCGCUCCCACACUUACAUACAUACAAACACACACACACACACACACACACACACACACACACGCACGCACUCCUGAGCGACAGUCUUGAGGGAGUUUGUACAGAGAGCUGAAAAGCUCCAGCUCCGGCCCCAGCUGCGGCCCCAACUGCUCUGAGGCUCGGCCGUCGUUGCCAUCCCCCUCCCACCUCUGCUCGUCUUCCCCCAGCCUCGGCCAGCCGGCAGCCCGGCAGCCUCUCCUCUCUCUGCUUCCUCUAGCCAGCACAGCUGCCUCUAGGUCUAGGAGCCGCCGCAGCCGCCGCAGCAACAUCCCCGGAACUAGCAGACUGUGGCGCAACUGGUCUGGGGAGCGGAGGCGCUGAGAUCCUGCUCCAGGGAGCUGCAAGGGAAAAAUAAAUACACUAAUGAUUAGGCUAACUGCCACUACCAGCUCCAGAUGACUUGACACAUACUUCUCAAAGAUGUCUGCCACUGAAAAUGGAGAUGCGAUAUCAGGAAAACAAAAUGAGGAAAAAACCUAUAAGAAGACUGCAUCAUCUGCUAUUAAGGGUGCUAUUCAGCUGGGAAUAGGAUACACAGUGGGUAACCUCACUUCCAAGCCAGACAGAGAUGUGCUUAUGCAAGACUUUUAUGUAGUGGAAAGUGUGUUUCUACCCAGCGAAGGGAGCAAUCUGACCCCAGCUCAUCACUACCCAGACUUCAGAUUUAAGACAUAUGCUCCAAUAGCAUUUCGGUAUUUCAGAGAACUUUUUGGUAUCAAGCCUGAUGAUUACUUGUAUUCCAUCUGCAGUGAACCUUUAAUAGAAUUAUCCAACCCUGGGGCCAGUGGAUCCUUGUUUUUUGUAACUAGUGAUGACGAGUUUAUCAUCAAAACAGUUCAACAUAAAGAAGCCGAAUUCCUUCAGAAGUUGCUGCCAGGUUACUACAUGAACUUAAACCAGAAUCCUAGGACUCUUUUACCAAAGUUUUAUGGACUUUACUGUGUGCAGUCAGGGGGCAUUAACAUCCGGAUUGUGGUGAUGAACAACAUUUUGCCUCGCUCAAUGAAAAUGCACUUUACCUAUGACUUGAAAGGUUCUACGUAUAAGCGACGAGCAUCCAGAAAAGAGAGAGAAAAAUUAAACCCUACAUUCAAGGACUUGGAUUUCUUGCAAGACAUGCAUGAAGGAUUAUAUUUUGAUACAGAAACAUACAACGCAUUGAUGAAGACACUCCAGCGAGACUGUCGGGUGUUGGAAAGUUUCAAAAUAAUGGACUAUAGUCUUUUGCUGGGAAUCCAUAUAUUGGACCAUUCGCUAAAAGAAAAAGAAGGGGAGAGUUCACAGAAUGCACCUGAUGCUAAGCGGCCUGGGAUACAGAAAGUCCUUUACUCAACCGCAAUGGAAUCUAUCCAAGGCCCAGGGAAAUCUGGAGAUUCUGUAAUCACCGAGAGUACUAAUACAAUGGGAGGCAUUCCAGCUAAAAGCCAUAAAGGAGAAAAGCUACUUUUAUUUAUGGGCAUUAUUGAUAUUCUGCAAUCGUAUAGGUUAAUGAAGAAGUUAGAACAUUCCUGGAAAGCACUUGUUUAUGAUGGGGAUACCGUUUCAGUUCAUAGACCAAGUUUUUAUGCAGAUAGGUUUUUAAAGUUCAUGAAUUCCAGAGUUUUCAAAAAAAUCCAAGCUUUGAAGUCCUCGCCUUCUAAGAGAAGGUGUAAUUCCAUUGCUGCCUUAAAGGCUACAUCACAGGAAAUUGUAUCUUCUGUGAGCCAGGAGUGGAAGGAUGAAAAGUGUGAUUUGCUUACCGAAGGGCAGAGCUAUAGCAGCCUUGAUGAAGAAGCACUGGGAUCCAGGCACCGACCAGACCUUGUGCCGAGCACUCCAUCUCUGUUUGAAGCGGCUUCCUUAGCAACGACAAUUUCGUCUUCUUCUCUGUAUGUCAAUGAGCAAUACCCACAUGAUGGAACUACACUUUAUUCAAACAGUAAAGGAUUACCUUCAAGUUCCACUUUCACAUUAGAAGACAGUGCCAUCUACUUGACAUCUGAGCAGAGCACACUGGAAACACAGGACGAUAAUGCCUCUGUGUUGGAUGUCUAUCUAUGAAAAUCUAUAUACUCGGGCAGAAGUGACCACAGUGACUGAAAAUCCUGUUCUCCACUCCAGAAUUACUGGGCACAACUUGGCUCAACCUUGCUACACAAAGAGUAGUGACUGGCUGGACUUAUCUUUACCUAGGAAAGUUGUCAGGAGAGCUUCAAACCAUAGAAAUGAUAGCUCUGCUUACUUGGCAGAAAUGAUGUGAAAAAAGCCACACGUUCCUAUCAUUUGCUGUUGCUUGUUGAACUGUGAAGAACCGCAUAGACUAUAUUUAAGCUACUUUCUCUACUGUUGCCAAUCACCCUUUGGGACUUGGAAGUCAUAUUUUCCUAUUGGCUCUUGUGUUUAUUUCAUUUGCAUGUAUCCAGUGAUAAUGAACAAGUCAAAUAUGUAAUCUGAAUAUCUAUUUAAAAACUCAUCAAUACGAAAUGGUGAAUAAAGUGUAAAUUCUGCUCCUUUUUUCAAAGUCAUAAUCUCGUAAGUCCAUGUUGUUGGAAGUCUAAACAGAUUUCAUACAAGGGUCAGCGUAACCGUUCUGCACCGACUUUAUGGAGACUUGCUUCUAUAAAGAUACUCUCACUGUUGACUAGUGAAAUGAGAGAGAGAAAGCUAUUUAUAACAAGGCCUUAUGUUGUGUACAUAUAUUGUCUUUGGAAUAUUUGUGAUUCAGUUUAUUGCUUGUUAUAAGAGAAAUUAUAUAAUUUAUUUAGUAAAUACUACUGUAAACUAUAGUUUUGUUGACAGAAAUAAAAAUAUUUUGUUCUCAA